AUGUUCUACAACACGAAAAAUCUGUUAGGGGAUGUUUGCAAGUAUAUGUAUUAUGCUGGCACUGGAAAUUAUUGGUACAAAAAUAUAUACCACGAAACUGUGCCUUACAAGUUGUAUACCGUAGUGUCUUUUUCUAUUUACACUACAAUGAUUUUUCUUGAAAACCUCGCCGCGUUGUUCGGUAACUUUCCAGAAGUGGAAAAGAAUUCGGCCAACAUGUUUUUUGCUAUACACAAUAUAGUACUCACGAAAAUGUUCCUUUUAUUGUAUCAUAAAAAAUCUAUAAGGAAAUUAAACUUUGAAAUGGCUACUGUUGGUGAGAAAUUAGAAGAAAAAUAUUAUAUGAGACGUCAGGAGUUAAAGGCAAAAAUUGGAAUUAUGUCUUACGUAAUAUCAGUUUAUCUAUCCUUGUUGGCGUAUGGUGUUGCGAGCGCGAGGAGGGUGUUGGUAGAUGGUGUACCUUUCUAUACGGUUGUAACUUACUUACCAUAUUACGAAGACAAUUCGAUCAUAGCGUCAUUUUUCCGUGUAUUUUUCUAUAUAACUUGGCUGUAUAUGAUGUUACCGAUGAUGUCAGCUGACUGUUUGCCUAUCACUCAUCUCAUCACUAUGUCAUAUAAGUUUAUUACACUGUGUCAUCACUAUGAACAUAUAAGAGAGGAAUUUGAUCAUGAUAUAUUGGUUAUAGAUAAAAAAAUGGCUAUAGAUAAGCUCAAGACUGGUUGUUUAGAGGGAAUAUUAAUUCAUCAGAAACUGUUAUUUUUAGCUGAUGAAAUACAUCGUGUUUUCGGAAUAAUAAUGUCACUCCAAGUUUGCGAAAGUUCCGCUGUGGCGGUUUUACUCUUAUUACGUUUAGCGCUCUCACCUCAUAUGGAUUUGAUAAAUGCUUUCAUGACCUACACUUUCGUUGGAUCUUUGUUUUUGUUGUUGGCGCUUAAUCUUUGGAAUGCGGGAGAGGUAACUUAUCAGGCGUCACUAUUAGCGAAUUCUAUAUUUUAUUGCGGGUGGCACCUCAGCAAACUGGAAAAUUUUCGCCAAGAUAUCAGACCACUCGUAUUGAUCAGCUGCGCUCAGGCACAGAAGCCCUUGAUACUCAAGGCGUUUGGUAUACAGGAUUUGUCAUAUGAAACUUUUGUUUCGGUUGCCAGAAUGACUUAUUCAAUUUUCGCAGUAUUUUAUCAAAGAGGUGAAUAAAUAGACUAAUAAAUAUUGCGACGGCGAUACGAAAACAACUUCAAAAUGUUACACAACGAAUCUGUUUUUCUAGAUAUAUACAUCUAGAUAUCAAUAUUCAAA
Molecule: messenger RNA, 1296 nt
Organism: Galleria mellonella (greater wax moth)
Lineage: Eukaryota; Metazoa; Arthropoda; Insecta; Lepidoptera; Pyralidae
Gene: Or-8
Exons: 6
Coding region: 1-1194 (397 amino acids)
Biological process (GO): sensory perception of smell; detection of chemical stimulus involved in sensory perception of smell
Cellular component (GO): plasma membrane
Molecular function (GO): olfactory receptor activity; odorant binding
Source: RefSeq, a predicted model, not a curated record